Jaculus jaculus (lesser Egyptian jerboa) is the source of this 3112-nucleotide messenger RNA. RefSeq names its product coiled-coil domain containing 33 (gene Ccdc33). NCBI's taxonomy places the organism in Eukaryota, Metazoa, Chordata, Mammalia, Rodentia, Dipodidae. The record is from RefSeq and is a predicted model, not a curated record. The transcript is spliced from 22 exons. Bases 1 to 3033 code for a protein of 1010 amino acids. Gene Ontology annotation, cellular component: peroxisome.
AUGGCAUUUAGAGGUCCUGAGCCCUGGCUCCCUGCAUCCCUGCGGAACCAGAGGCUGAGAGCCGAGGAGAAGGCACUGGACCUGGAGUUCGAGGUCUUGAGCGUGGGAUUUAACGAGGAGGGCAGAUAUGCCCUGCGGCUGUCAGCUGAGAACCCACUGCAGGCGGCCUCUGGGGCUGGGGUGCAGCUGCGAGUAAAUGAUGGGGACACUCUCCCUGCCUGCUCUGCGGUCACUGAGGUCAUUGAGCAACAAGAUCCUGGCCAGAGCCUCACCCUCACCAGAAACAAAUUUAUCUUUACUUUGCCCAGAGGGUUCUGCAAGAACGACAGGCUGCAUGACGCGCAGCUGCGUGUGGAGGCGCUGAGGUUCAGUGAAGCUUCAGGACAGACAGCCCAGCGGGUGGGCGAGGCCAUCUUCCCCAUCUACCCACGGCCAGACCAUCCCCGCAUGAACCUCGAAGCAAGGGAGCAUGAGGAUUUGUACCGUUACCGCGGCAACCUGGCCCUGCUCCGGGCCAGCGAGGACCCCACGGCCCGCCACUGCGGGGGCCUGGCCUACAGCGUGGCCUUCCACGUGCACCGGGCCCCUGCUUCAGGCUGCCCUCCAGAGCCCAGCCAGUCAGCACAGAUGUCACUGUCUCCAGAGCCGCAGAUUUCAAGGGAAGCCCUGAGUGAUCACAAGGCAGACGUUUCCUCUGUGUGUCCAUUCCUGAACCCAUCCAAUGACCACUGUGACCAGGAGGAGCUCAGCCCUAAACCAAGAGCUUGGCAGCACCCAGGUUCAAUUCCCCAGGACCCACAAGACCCCCCGGAUACCUCCCAGGACCCGACACAUGACAUCGCUCACCUGGCUCCCUCUAACAAGGAGACCGUCAUGAUUACUCUGCACGGGGCUACCGACCUGCCUGCCUGCAAGGACGGCUCGGAGCCGUGGCCCUACGUGCUGGUGAAUACCACUUCAGAGGAAGACAGCAAGCAGAGCUCCAGCGCGGUCACCUCUGUGACCUCCGAACCCACCAGAACCCCAAUCUGGGGGGAUACAGUGAAAGUGGAGCUCCAGGCAGAGGAUGUGGGACGAGAAGAUAUGGUCCUCAAGGUGAUGGACAACAGAAGCAAAGAGGAAUUGUUGUCCUACAGGAUUCCCAUCAAGUACCUACGUGUCUUCCACCCCUACCACUUUGAGCUGGGGAAGGUCUUUCUCCGUGGAGUCAACGAGCCCCUGGUCAACAACAGUAACCCCAUGGCGGUGAUUGCCCGGGUGGUUCCCAACUACACUGAGUUUAAGAGCAACCAAGCAAGUGGGGACCAAGCCUCUGUGGGGUUGCCGCUCACCCCGCUCUCCUUCCCAAUCUCAUCACCAAUGAACUUUGAUGUGCCUCGAGUCAGUCAGAAUGGAUGCCCUCAGCUAUCCAAGCCUGGGGGACCUCCAGAGCAGCCCUUGUGGAACCAAUCCUUCCUCUUCCAAGGCCGUGACGGAGCCACCAGCUUCUCAGAGGACACUGCCCUGGUGUUGGAGUACUAUCCCUCUGCCUCAACGAAAGGCAAUGAGCCUUGGACCCUCAGUCAACCCUUGGGCAUCUCCGUGUUGCCGUUAAAGACUCAUUUGUACCGCAAGCUGCUGGCAGAGAAAGGCCUGAAUGGGCUGCGCGUGGAGCAGCUGCCCAUCACUAAUACCAACCUAAGAACCAUCAGCGGUGAGGCCCCCACGGUGGAUCUUUCCUUCCAGGUGCAUUCCUCUGAGAGACCAGAAAACUUUUUGACACCAAAAAGCAGCAAAGCUCUGCCUGUCCUGGACCCCAAGAUCCUAGACCGGAAGCCGAGCACCAUCAGCAAGUCCUGCUCCAAGGUCACCAUGAGCUCAACUGAUUCCUGCCAGGAAGCAGAAGCAGAGCCUCAGAUGCCAGAAACGUCCCGAGACAUGGAGAUGAAUAACUACCGGCGGGCCAUGCAGAAGAUGGCAGAGGACAUCCUCUUGCUGAGGAAGCAGACCAGCAUCCUGGAGGGGGAGAACUGCAUGUUGAGGAACCGCCUGACCCAGCAGGGUGUGGAAGAGGAGCAGAGCCGAGCAGAGGAGGAAACCCUCGCAGAGUCCAUGAGGCAGAAGCUGUUGCUGAGUGAGGUGGAUAUGAAGAGACUGCGCGACAAAGUGCAGCACCUUCAAAAUGAGCUAAUUCGGAAGAAUGAUCGAGAGAAAGAGCUGCUGCUCCUGCACCAGGCUCGGCAGCCCCAGACUGCACUGCUGAAACGGUACCAGGACAAGCUGCAGAAGAUGAGGGACCUGGAAGACACCGUGCGGCAUCAGGAGAAGGUGAUUGAGAAGAUGGAGCAGGUUCUGGAAGACAGGCUACGUGAAAGGAAGGAGCCCAUGGUGCCACCAAGCAGGCCUCAGGGGCAACCCACCAUGGGUGGCCUUGCUCCCCAAGCCUUCCCCACGUUCUCAACCCCUGGCAUUCACCUGGGAGAGAACCUGCCUGUUGAUUUCUACUCAGUGCUGCUGGCAGAAAACGCGAGGCUGCGGGCAGAGCUGGAAAAGAAUCGCCAGCAGUCAGCCCCCAUCAUUCUGCAGCAGCAGGCCCUGCCGGUGGACCCCGGGGAGUUGGGAGCAGGUGGAGACUUGGCAGAGUGGCUUCCAGAGACAGAUGGCCCAGGCCACUCCAAGGGCACAGCGGCCCUGCCCGCACAGGAUCUGCUUGGUGGGACUUCAGACAAGUUAAACCUCCUGGCUAAGCUGGAACAGGCUCAGAGCCGGAUUCUGUCUCUGGAAACCCAGCUGGAGGAGUCAGCUCGGCAGUGGGCGCGAGAGAAGCAGGACUUGGCCAUGCGGCUGCAGGAACAAGCGCACGGCUUUAGGCACCCCUCAAACCUUAUCAUCACAGACCAACCUUACGUCUCGACCCACUCCAAGGACUUGAAGCAGCCCUCCAAGCUGGAAUCCCUGCUUUCCAGCUCAGACUCAAAGCUCAACAAGCUCUCGAACCCCAAGAAUGAGACCUUGAACCCCCAGCAUGAGACCUCUAACCCCCAGCAAACCUGAACCCAGAGCAGGCCUCCUUCCCUGUGUGCCAGGAGGCAUGCCCUCCAUAAAGAUUACAUUAAUAAACACCAUAGCUCAA